UCAUCGUUUCUUCGCAUUCCAGCGUCCGACUUUCGGUUCUUCACAAUCAAUCUCCUUUCAUUUCCUCCUUAUUCGUUCGAAAAUGAAAGUGACCGCUGCGUAUUUGUUGGCUGUUUUGGGAGGGAACGCUAAUCCUUCCGCUUAUGAUAUCAAGAACAUUCUCGCCUCUGUUGGGGCUGAUGCCGAUGAAGAUAGGAUUAAGCUUCUUCUUUCAGAAAUUGCGGGUAAAGAUAUAACAGAGGUUAUUGCAGCCGGCAGAGAAAAACUGGCUUCGGUGCCUUCCGGUGGCGGUGUUGCGGCUCCUUUGGCUGCUGCCGCCGGUGGUGCCGGGGGUGCUGCUGCUCCUGCUGCAGCUGAGACGAAGAAAGAGGAGAAAGUGGAGGAGAAAGAGGAAUCUGAUGAUGACAUGGGCUUCAGUCUAUUUGACUGAAGAGGUUGCAGUGCUUUUCUCUUUGCCAAACUUCUCAUUCGAUUUUGCGGUGGAUGUCAAGAUUUUUUGUCGUGUCUAGUGUUUUUUGGUUCAUAUUAAGUAGAGGAGAGGGUACAUUUAACAGUUUUUUGGUUUCUUUAGUAAUGUUUGGAUUUUAGUUUUCUUUUACUUCAAGAUGUA
Morus notabilis is the source of this 610-nucleotide messenger RNA. RefSeq names its product 60S acidic ribosomal protein P2-4. Gene Ontology annotation, biological process: cytoplasmic translational elongation. The coding region runs from base 83 to 430 and encodes 115 amino acids. The record is from RefSeq and is a predicted model, not a curated record. Gene Ontology annotation, cellular component: ribosome; cytosolic large ribosomal subunit. The transcript is spliced from 4 exons. Gene Ontology annotation, molecular function: structural constituent of ribosome. Lineage: Eukaryota; Viridiplantae; Streptophyta; Magnoliopsida; Rosales; Moraceae.